This is a messenger RNA of Pocillopora damicornis (cauliflower coral), 817 nucleotides long. RefSeq lists its product as uncharacterized. Gene Ontology annotation, cellular component: extracellular region. The record is from RefSeq and is a predicted model, not a curated record. Gene Ontology annotation, molecular function: chitin binding. NCBI's taxonomy places the organism in Eukaryota, Metazoa, Cnidaria, Anthozoa, Scleractinia, Pocilloporidae.
CUAUGACCUGUACAUCCCGGGUGACGGCAGAUGGGAGAUCGAAACAAAAGCCAUUGACUGUCCCACUGUCCCGGGAAAGAAUGGGAACAUUAUGUUUCGAUUCACUGAAAAUAACCCUUGGUAUGUUAAACUUCAAGCUAGAAACACCAAGGUUCCAGUUGCUGGGAUGGAAAUUUUAAAGAACGGAAAAUAUUCUUGUCUGAAACGGACAAGUGACAACCACUUUGUGGGAGAUCGCCUGGGUAAAGUGGAUUUUCCCAUGACUGUACGAGUGACGGCGGUGACGGGAGAGCAGCGGGAAGCGGUCUUACAGUCUAUGCAAAGCGAUAAUAAUAUAAUGAGUAAUGUGCAGUUUUCUGGAUCUGGAGCUGGAGCCGGCCCAUCAAGUAUCAAAUGCGCGGGUCAAGGAAACAAACCACCCUAUCCCUCGGGGGGAAUGGUUCCAGGUGAAGGCAGUGGUCCAAGCUCCCCUCAGCCACCCCCUCGCCCUCCACCUCCACCCCCACCCUCCCCUCUCCCAUCACCAUCCACAGGGGGAGGAGGUGUCACAGCCCCUGGCACAGCUUCUGGGGGAGGAGCAGCUGGUUCAGACUUCUGUGCAAAUCGAAAAAGUGGUACGUACCCAGACCCUGACGACUGCGCGGGGUUCAUCAUCUGCAACAUCGGUAAAGCCCACCGUCAGAAGUGCUCCCCUCCCCAGCUCCUCCGUGCCGAUACAAUGAACUGUGAUCUACCAGAGAGGGUGGACUGUGGAACCAGGCCUAGGCGAUAUUGACACAGAUUUCAACAAUCUCUGCUUCCAAAAUUUUAAAAGAUG